CUCGGGUCGUUGUCGAAGCGGCCAGCAUGUCCGCCGACUGUGCGAAGGUGACGAUCAAGAUCACGCUGACGAGCGACCCGAAGUUGCCGUUCAAAGUCUUUAAGGUGCCCGAGACCGCACCGUUCACGGCGCUGAUCAAAUACGCCGCCGAGGAGUUCAAGCAGAAUGCUGCCACCUCCGCUGUCAUCAGCAACGAUGGCGUGGGCAUCAACCCCGCGCAAACCGCUGGCGAGGUCUUUCUCAAGUACGGUGGUGACCUGCGGCUCAUCCCAAGAGAUCGCGUUGGCUGAGCCAGCCGCCGCCGGCGCCGUUGUGCUGGCCGCUGAAUCCACUCGGAGCCGCCCUCGGGCUUCCACGUGCGUACGCACACCUUUGUAUGGCUCGGCCCCGCGGGGGCGGAUUUAUACCGUAUUCCAGGACUGACCGCGCCUGGACUGUCUCUGCGCCCUGUAAACGACAUGUUACGACCACA
This is a messenger RNA of Emiliania huxleyi CCMP1516, 472 nucleotides long. RefSeq lists its product as hypothetical. The transcript is spliced from 3 exons. The coding region runs from base 27 to 290 and encodes 87 amino acids. Gene Ontology annotation, cellular component: nucleus; cytoplasm. Gene Ontology annotation, biological process: protein K69-linked ufmylation. The record is from RefSeq and is a predicted model, not a curated record. NCBI's taxonomy places the organism in Eukaryota, Haptophyta, Isochrysidales, Noelaerhabdaceae.